AGGAGGAGGAAAGUAGGUCAGUGUAUUCCUACUGCCUACCACUGUUCCUAUCCGCAUCAGUGCACAUGUGCUGCCUUUCCACACGUACUGUGCCUGUCGAUGGAUCUGUGAGAAAAAGCCCAGCUCUGACAUAAGGAGGCCAGUCCACUUCCUGCACCACUCAUUCAGAUCUGGGUCACUGCUGGAAAGAAACUGAGUGAUAUGUUUUGAGGAUAGCCGGCCUAAUGAAUAUUUGUGGUGAACUAAUGGCAGACCAAAGAAUGGACAUUUCCUCCACGAUGAACGAGUUCUUGUCUCCCGGCUCCACUGAUCUAAUCAGCUCGAUCGGCACACCCGGCAUGGACUACACACGCAAGAGAAAAAGCAGCACCACAGACUACCAAAUUGAUGACUUUUCUUUUGAGGAUAGCAUGGACACAGGCAAUGAUAGACUUGGUGAUCAUCAAGGCCGGAUAAAAAAUGCCAGGGAGGCCCACAGUCAGAUUGAGAAGAGACGCAGGGACAAGAUGAACAGCUUCAUAGACGAGCUGGCCGCACUAGUGCCUACAUGCAACGCUAUGUCCCGUAAACUGGACAAACUAACAGUCCUGCGCAUGGCUGUCCAGCACAUGAAGACCUUAAGAGGUGCUGCUAACCCCUACACUGAAGCUAUCUACAAACCAGCCUUCCUGUCAGACGACGAACUGAAGCACUUAAUACUGAGGGCAUCUGAUGGCUUUCUGUUUGUUGUUGGCUGCGAUCGCGGGAAGAUACUGUUUGUUUCGGAGACGGUCUACAAAAUCCUAAACUUCAGCCAAAAUGACCUGAUUGGCCAGAGCCUAUUUGAUUACCUGCAUCCUAAAGACAUUGCCAAAGUCAAGGAGCAGCUGUCCUCAUCGGACACGGCGCCGCGGGAGCGCCUCAUCGAUUCCAAAACUGGCCUUCCAGUAAAGACAGACAUUACCCCCGGCCCAUCCAGACUUUGCUCUGGAGCCAGGCGAUCCUUCUUCUGCAGGAUGAAGUGCAAUCGGCCCCUCAUCAAAAUGGAGGACAAGGACUUCCCAUCCACCUGCUCCAAGAAGAAAGCUGACCGUAAGAGCUUCUGCACAAUACACAGUACUGGCUACCUGAAGAGCUGGCCGCCUACCAAGAUGGGUCUGGAUGACGACAAUGAACCAGACAACGAGGGCUGCAACCUCAGUUGUCUGGUGGCCAUUGGACGGCUGCAUCCCCACAUUGUCCCUCAGCCAAUGAACAAUGAGAUCCGUGUCAAGCCCACUGAGUAUGUCUCGCGCCAUGCCAUCGACGGGAAGUUUGUCUUUGUUGAUCAGAGGGCCACUGCCAUUUUGGCUUAUCUACCCCAAGAGUUGCUGGGUACAUCGUUUUAUGAGUACUUUCAUCAAGAUGACAUAGGGCACCUUGCGGAAUGUCAUAGACAAGUGCUCCAGAUGCGGGAGAAGAUCAAUACAAACUGCUACAAGUUCAAAAUAAAAGACGGCUCCUUUAUCACGCUGAGGAGUCACUGGUUCAGUUUUAUGAACCCUUGGACCAAAGAGGUGGAGUACAUUGUCUCCACCAACACUGUGGUCUGCGGCAGCGUGCCUGAAGGAUCUGAUGGCAUCUAUCCUCAGCUCGCUGCCUCCCCCCAGAGCAUGGAUAGUGUACUCACAGACGGAAACGGGAAGCGGGCCCUCCAGACUGUGCCUGGCAUCCCCGGUGGCACAAGGGCAGGGGCGGGAAAGAUCGGCCGGAUAAUCGCAGAGGAGGUGAUGGAGAUCCAGAGGAUAAGAGGUUCCUCGCCCUCCAGCUGUGGCUCCAGUCCUCACAACUUCACCAGCACUCCACCCCCAGACAUGUCGUCCCCAGGGGGAAAGAAGAUACAGAACAGUGGAACUCCAGAACAUCCCUCAGCAGGGCUGAUACCGGGACCAGACUCUGUAGGCUAUCCAUACUCCAACAACUCCAAUCUAAGUGAUAACUCUCACAUUGGCAUUGACAUCAUGGAUGAGCCAGGCUCCAGUAGCCCGAGUAAUGACGAGGCAGCCAUGGCUGUGAUCAUGAGCCUUCUGGAGGCAGACGCAGGGUUGGGAGGCCCAGUGGACUUCAGUGACCUGCCCUGGCCACUGUGAGGACUGUCAGGCUAAGGCAAGGCCUCCUAAAUGAGCUGAACAUGGUAGAGUAAGGGCUGGGUGUUACAGUAUUCACAUUGUGUCAGAGAGCCAUAUCAACAGGGCUAAUGUGACUGUAGCCUCACAGUAAGGCUGAAUGCAGGCGGGCCCUGAAAAGGAAGGAAUACUAGGCCUGGGAUCGGCCAUGAUGUCCUUCAGUGCGGUUGGGGAAAAGUGAAACUGCCUCAUUACUCAUGUAGUAUUAUUGUACCAGUUAUCCGGGUUUUUCUAUGUCCAUUCAUCCUCACAGGCAUUGAACCCAGCUCUUUUAUAAUGGCAUUAGUUUUUGUGUUUUUACACUUCAAAAUAAUGUUAAUAUUUCUAAAGAAAAUUGUAUCAUACAUGUUUAUUCUAAUUCUCUAAAUAUAUAUGUAAAAGUGUAGUCAGCAGUGAAUUAUUUUUUAAAUAAACUUCCUCUAUUGCUUA
Messenger RNA from Oncorhynchus masou masou (cherry salmon), 2573 nucleotides. RefSeq names its product basic helix-loop-helix ARNT-like protein 1. The record is from RefSeq and is a predicted model, not a curated record. Gene Ontology annotation, cellular component: aryl hydrocarbon receptor complex; transcription regulator complex; cytoplasm. Lineage: Eukaryota; Metazoa; Chordata; Actinopteri; Salmoniformes; Salmonidae. Gene Ontology annotation, molecular function: RNA polymerase II cis-regulatory region sequence-specific DNA binding; protein dimerization activity; DNA-binding transcription factor activity, RNA polymerase II-specific. The transcript has 19 exons. Gene Ontology annotation, biological process: regulation of transcription by RNA polymerase II; circadian rhythm. Bases 225 to 2108 code for a protein of 627 amino acids.